Molecule: messenger RNA, 1580 nt
Organism: Pocillopora damicornis (cauliflower coral)
Lineage: Eukaryota; Metazoa; Cnidaria; Anthozoa; Scleractinia; Pocilloporidae
Biological process (GO): regulation of apoptotic process
Molecular function (GO): protein binding
Source: RefSeq, a predicted model, not a curated record
AUAGUUGUUGGAAAAUAAGAAUCUAAUCUUCAUACUUUCCAAACUACUGAGCAUAGUUACUCGGCAACGUAGCGCGUGGGUUGCAGGGGGCAAAUCUUGCCUCCAUCUCAAGUGCAAUCGUUCGUCAUUCACGCUGGCAUCUUAUCUCAACAAGUGAUAAAAAGAAUGGUAAACUCACCCCACGGAAAGUUCAAUUCCUGUAAUCGAUUCUUUGUCGAAACUGACGAGCACUGGUCGAAUGGAUUAUAUUGAUUCCAAUGUCGCACUGAUCGGUUUGCUGUUACGAUUUACCGCGCGGGAUCUGCGGAAUUCUGACCGACAAUUCAGCCAUUUAACUAACUGUCAGAGAAAAACAACACAAAGUUUGGGUUAUCUUCCUCGCACAGAAAUCCAGAAGUAUUGUCAAAAUCUCUUGAUUUCGAACUUGGUUACUCUUGAACAAUACCCAGCCUUUCCAUUGGGCUUAUCGUUUACACAGACCGCUACCAAGAGUACUAGUAUUAGGGCUCUGGGAAGGAGAACGGUCGUGGAGCAGGAAAAAACGUGGAUUACCCGGAUGUGCUGAAAACUGAGGAUUUUCGCACUCCUGUUUCAAAGUGUAUUGUCUACGUCAGCGUUACUGAAGUCGAUGCUUCCCUCUAAACAAACGUAUUCAACCCCAAAUAGCCUGUUGAAGUCUAAUUACCCUAUUGUUUUCAGAAGGUUUCUCCUUCACUUCUCGAGAGAUUUAACUCCUGGCAAUCGAGCAGAAUUUAAAUUUUGGUGCAAAGGACAAAUUCCGGGUUCGAAGCUAGACAUCAACCCAGAGAACGAUGAAGAUUUUCUGGGUUUGAUCGAGUUUCUUCUGGAAUUCAAUGCAGUUUCCCUCACAAACUUGUCUCUACUUGAAGAAUUUCUCAUAACCGUCGGCAGUCACGAUUUGCUGCAAUCUUUGAAACAAGUCGAGCUGCAAAUCUCGCUAAGUGGUAUACUUGAAGGUUACAUAAAGUCGGUGAUACACCUCCGCCAUGGCACGCCUGUGAAACUUGCCCGUGACCAAGCAAGCGUCUCAAAGUUUUUGCUGGCGAUUAAAGAAAUAAAUAAGGAACUGAUUUCUCCAGUGUUGAACCGCCAACUUGAGCAAGUAGAAGACGACAGUGUUGUUCUGCAGGUCAUCAAGAGCCCUCUUCUAAAGACUUCGUCGCUGUCGUGGUCCAAGUUCACGUCCUAUUUGGUGUUCAUUGGUGAGUUCUACGCUUCGUUUAGUUGGCCACGUAACCAGAUACCCGAUGUCGUAGCGGAUGGUCACUUCAGGAGUCUCUUUUCAGACACCAAGACCUGCGAACUACUUACGGAAUGGAUGCUUAAAAACGGAGGUCUGGAAGCAUUUCAAGAAUUCAUCAAAGAAAAACAACAAACCACUAUCAGUGAGUCCGUAUCAUCGUCCAAUGGAGAAUGUUUAAAAGAAAUCAUCGAGCGGCUUGGAAAUCGUAUCGACUUACAAUGAAGGAAUUUCAUAAAGGAAAUAUGAAAUGAUGAACAUAUAAAUGUUUCAUAUGGUAAAUCAGCAUUGACGUAAUACCCCUAAAGAGAAAAUAACU